ACCUCAACCCCAUCCCUAACCCAACUAACCAUGGUUAACCAUUCAUGCUUAUAUAACCUCAGUCAAUGUAUAAAUUCUAUAUUUCUCUUCUUCCCCCAACCAUUUGGAUACAUACAUAUAUACAUACAUACACACAUAUUUGCAUUUUGGGCUCUUUUUUCUUCUUCUUUCUUCCUUCUUAAGCCUCAAAACCAACCUAUUUCUUCAACCUUGAAACAGAUAGAACAAUAAAAAGAAAAGAAGAAAAAAGUUUCAAAUUUUGAGGUGUUUUUUGAAGAUGGGUCUCUCAAAUUUUCCUCCUUCAGCUGAAGGGGUGUUGCUGUUGCCAGUUUUAGUGAUGAACACUGUAAUGUCAAUGGCGUUUUUGAAGAAUUUUGUGAGAUCUGUUAUACAAAUGAUGAGUGCCAGUGGGAAUUCUUCGAGUUCUGAGGAAGAAUACGAUUGGGAAAAUAGAAGAGAAAGAAGGAUUUCAAUUACUCAGUUCAAAACUUUGGGGCAAAGCUUCAAUGGGGAAACAGAGGAGGAGUUUGUUUCGAGGUGUGUUAUGGCAGAGUGUUGUGUUUGUCUUUGUAGGUUUGAAGCUGAUGAAGAAGUUAGUGAGUUGUCUUGUAAGCAUUUUUUUCAUAAAGCUUGUCUUUCUAAGUGGUUUGAUAAUAAGCACUUUACUUGUCCUCUUUGUCGCUCUAUCGAAUAAUGUUUUUAACAAUUUUAGGGGUUUUUUUUAAAAAAAUUUCUUUCUCUAUCUCUCUUCCUAUUUCAUUUUGAGUGAAAGAGGAUGAAGUUUUGAAACUGCUAAGUGAUAUAUAAUUAAAUUCACUAUACCUACCCAUUGUAGUUUAAGUUUUUGGGUACUGGUGAUUUAUGUUCAAGUCGUGUAAUAUCAUUUCCUCUUUGAACAAAAAAAUUGUUCGUAUCUCAAGCUAUGAAAAAGUGAUUUAAGAGCAAUACCAACACUUUGUUACUUUGUAUUUGUAGUAUUAAAAUAGGUGGGGGAUAGUGGAAGUGUUUCUUUUUCUUUUUUCAGAUAAAUCAUUUACUGUUUUAUUAAACUCCUAGCCAUGCUAAAAAAAAUACCCAUAGAGACCAAUUUAGAAUUAAAAAGGAUUCUAAAUUUCUUAGAGGAGUUGGGCAGUAGCAUAAAAGAAAGAAGAGUAAAAGCAAGGAGGUUUAAUUGGCUUGGAGCAAUUGGGUAGUCACAUUAGAGGCAAUUCCAAAGGUGGGACCUUUUUUCUCUUUUUUUGUCUCAAGUAAAAAAUCUGGUUCAGAACUCAUUCAUGAUUCAACACAAGAAAUGGUAUGUGCUGGCCAAAUUGAUGACCAGAAGUUCAGGAAUGGGGCCUUGUUGGGGUACACAAUUAGAGGAGAAUUUGUGUCAAAUGUUUUGUUACUUUCUCUAUCUAUCCACAAAGAUUUGAAACUUGUCUGUACUUACUUAUAUUGAACCUUGAAGAAUGAUCUGCAACGAACCAGAUGUGUCUUUCUUGUAUCUAUUUGAUUUGAUAUCCCAAAUAUGGAGCUGUUUAAUUCCA
Cucumis sativus (cucumber) is the source of this 1529-nucleotide messenger RNA. Its product is annotated as probable E3 ubiquitin-protein ligase XERICO. The transcript has a single exon. Lineage: Eukaryota; Viridiplantae; Streptophyta; Magnoliopsida; Cucurbitales; Cucurbitaceae. The record is from RefSeq and is a predicted model, not a curated record. Bases 278 to 694 code for a protein of 138 amino acids.